GUACAUGACUGGAAAAGAGCUACGUCAGUGUAUGCUUCCAAAAACAGCACCUUUAUCUGAAAAAUUGAAAAUUUACAAAGAAAGUCUACUUCCCCGGCAUCCUCCAGUUUUUCAUGAAUGGUUUCUGAGAAAUUUUCCUGAUCCUACUUCAUGGUACAGCAGCAGAUCAGCAUAUUGCCGUUCCACUGCAGUAAUGUCUAUGGUCGGAUAUAUACUUGGUCUUGGGGACCGUCAUGGAGAGAAUAUUCUGUUUGACUCUUUAACUGGUGACUGUGUGCAUGUAGAUUUCAACUGCCUGUUUAAUAAGGGAGAAACGUUUGAUUUUCCGGAGAUAGUUCCAUUUCGUCUUACUCACAAUAUGGUUAAUGGAAUGGGUCCAAUGGGGACAGAAGGUCUCUUCCGGAGAGCUUGUGAAGUUACACUGAGGCUUAUGCGUGACCAAAGAGAACCACUAAUGAGGUACAGUAACAGUCUUUGUUUAGAUGGCUGUGUAUAGAGAAGUGGGGGAGCCUUCAUGUAUUACUUAAAUUCACAGUAUAACCUCUUUUACAUCACUGUACAUUCCUUACUCAGUGAAAGGUUUCCUAUAUACAGUAGCUGCACAAACAAUGAAGA
Messenger RNA from Pogona vitticeps (central bearded dragon), 615 nucleotides. Lineage: Eukaryota; Metazoa; Chordata; Lepidosauria; Squamata; Agamidae. The record is from RefSeq and is a predicted model, not a curated record.